AUGCUCCCCGAGGAAUUGCUUCUCACCACGCUGAGCGAGCAAUUUCCAUGCCGUGAGCUGCAGAUCCGCCAGCUGGCGGCUCUCUAUAAUCCACCACUUCCCAGCCCUUCAACCCUUGUCAUACACGGUCUCGAUGCCACCGGCAAGACUUCGAUAGUCCGCGGCGUCCUCGAGACCCGCAAGCUCCCCCAUGCCAUCGUCAACUCCCGCGAAUGCAUAACCGGUCGGCACCUACUCGAACGCACCCUCGCCGCCUGCCUCGACGCCAUCGACGACGCCGACCCAGACACAACCCUCGACCGCGCGCCGUACGCGCGAUGCGAGAACCUCAGCGCGCUCUUCGUGCAGCUGCAGCGGCUGCUCGACGGCACGGAGCGCUUCGUCCUCGUCUUCGACGGGGUGGACAAGCAGCGCGAGGCGCCGCCGACGCUGCUGCCCGCGCUCGCGCGGCUGGGCGAGCAGAUCCCCAGCCUCAGCACCGUCCUGAUCCUCUCGGUGCCGCCGCGCCCGCGCCUGCUGCACGCCGCCUGCACGCCGACCGUGCACUUUCCGUCGUACUCGCGCGACGAGGCCGUCCUCAUCCUGUCGCGGCGCGGGCCGCCGUCGAACAUCUUCCUCGUGCCGCCGAGCCCGUCGAAGGGCUAUACGGACGACCUGGCGGAGGAGGAUAAGGCGUAUGUGUGGACGCGGUUCUUGGGUGUGGUCUGGGAUUCGCUGGCGAAGAGCGCGGCGCGCGACGUCGUCGGCUUCAGGGCGCUGGCGGAUAAGCUGUGGGAUCCGUUCGUCACGCCUAUCCGCGACGGCACGUUCGGAACGAGGGAUUUCUCGCGGCUGUUGGUGCACCGGCGGGCCAUCUUCCAGGGCGAGUCCGCCUUGGUGGACAGAGUAGUCGUGCCGCAGGAAGCGGACGAGAGCAAGUCGAAUUCAAAGAUCACCCACGACCUCCCCUACUUCUCCAAAUACCUCCUCUGCGCCGCCUACCUAGCCUCGUACAACCCGGCGCGGCAAGACAACAUCUACUUCAUGAAAGCCAGCGAGAAGAAGCGCCGCAAGCGUGCCGCCGGCGCUGCUUCCACCCCCGGCCGUGCCGCCAGUCGCAAGAUCUCGCGCCACCUUCUCACGCCCUCGGCCUUCCCACUCGACCGCCUGCUCGCCAUCUUCCGCGCCGUCCUGCCGCCGCACGACGUACCGCCUGCCUCGGCGGAUGUGUACACGGCCAUCGCGACGCUGAACUCGCUGCGCCUGCUGCUGCGGGGCGGCGCUGCUGGCGCGGAUCCGUUGGAUGGGAGUUGUAAGUGGAGGGUCAAUUAUGGGUGGGAGUAUGUGAGGGAUUUGGGGAGGAGUGUGGGGUUGGAGAUGGGAGAGUAUUUGGCGGGCGUGGCGGAUGCGUAG
Messenger RNA from Lasiodiplodia theobromae, 1392 nucleotides. RefSeq names its product Origin recognition complex subunit Orc5. Gene Ontology annotation, biological process: DNA replication initiation; DNA replication. The transcript has 3 exons. The record is from RefSeq and is a predicted model, not a curated record. Gene Ontology annotation, cellular component: nucleus; nuclear origin of replication recognition complex. Lineage: Eukaryota; Fungi; Ascomycota; Dothideomycetes; Botryosphaeriales; Botryosphaeriaceae. Gene Ontology annotation, molecular function: DNA replication origin binding. Bases 1 to 1392 code for a protein of 463 amino acids.